This is a messenger RNA of Bombyx mandarina (wild silkworm), 966 nucleotides long. RefSeq lists its product as uncharacterized. Gene Ontology annotation, molecular function: hydrolase activity, hydrolyzing N-glycosyl compounds. The record is from RefSeq and is a predicted model, not a curated record. NCBI's taxonomy places the organism in Eukaryota, Metazoa, Arthropoda, Insecta, Lepidoptera, Bombycidae.
UGUACCAUGCACAAUUAUUUUCGGAUCGUCUUUUGUUUAUCGAUCUGCUGUUGCGUUAGCGCAACUACGAACAGAUCGAAAUAUAUUAUAGACAACGAUGCGGGCGGUGACGAUGCCAUGGCGAUAUUCAUUGCAAUCCUGAGUGAGAAGUAUUUCGAUGGUCCAGAACUGAUCGCUCUGACAACGGGCCACGGGAACACAGACGAGGAGCAAGUUACAAUUAAUAAUCAGCAGAUACUCAAAUUAGCUGGAAGACAAGAUAUACCGAUCUACCGUGGCUCUUCGGAGGCUUUGGUCAGUCCCGUUGAAAAUGUCUGGUACUACGGCCUAGAUGGAUUAGGGGAUAACAACGAUAGUUAUACGGAUCUAUUCCCGCCUGCGGAAGAAAGCGCUGCGUUUGCUCUUAUUGAAAAUUCUAAGAAAUACGAAGGAUCCCUUUCCGUUGUAACCAUUGGAACAUUGACGAACAUUGCCGUGGCAAUGAAGUACGACCCGAAAUUUUUGGACCGCCUUUCGCAUUUGUAUAUAGGAGCGGGACAUUUGUAUAGCAAAGAAGACCCAAAGCCCGAAUUCAACGCCUUGAUGGACGUAGAGGCCUAUCAUGUGGUGAUGCAGAAGGCUGACCCAGAAAAAGUGACAAUUUUACCAUUUUCACAAGCAAGGCUCUAUUGCAACUUCAGUGCGAGUUGGAGAAGCAAUGUUUUGGGUGCUAUUGACACUAAAAUAAUUAAAGCUCAGAAUAAGCACGAAAGAAUCUCCCUGACUAAGAACGUGAGAUGGCAGUCACUGGACCCAGCGGUGAUAUCAACAUUCCUUAAUCCGAAUCUAGUCAAAGAAUAUAAAUACGCCAAGAACGAUAUUAUUAUGUGCGGUAAAAACAGGGGUAUCAACACAAACGAAUUCGUACCGAAAGACGAAGCCAACGUUCGGGUGGUAUAUUCAAUCGAUAUAAAUCAUUGUGAAUAA